UAUUUUCUCACAAAGGAGGUGGUUCCUCGGGCUGAGUCAUCAUAGAAGGAUGGUAAAGGCCAGAUUUAGACAAUCAGCACAACUAUCCUUUCUUUCUUCCUAUCUCCCCUCACGCGCAUUUUCUGUCUCCCCUUUUAUCCUUUUUGUCCUGACCCGAUUAUACUCCGGUACCUGCUUCCACGACCACCAUGAGUUUGGCAUCUAAAACCGAAGGCCAAAAAAUCUUUGAGAAGCUCAAAUCAAAUCGUGCCAAUAAGGUAUGCUUCGAUUGUAACUCCAAGAAUCCAACUUGGUCUUCCGUUCCGUUCGGUAUCUACCUGUGUCUCGACUGUAGUGCUCACCACCGUAAUCUUGGUGUGCAUAUAUCUUUUGUCCGGUCUACCGUUCUUGAUCAAUGGCAAUGGGAUCAGUUGAGGCUCAUGAAAGUCGGUGGUAACGAAUCUGCGACCAAGUAUUUCCAGAGUCAUGGCGGGUCUGCAGCAUUGGCAUCCAAGGAUCCCAAAGUCAAAUACGGAUCCAACACAGCUACCAAGUACAAAGAAGAACUUAAGAAACGUGCAGCCGCAGAUGCACAACUUUAUCCCGCAGAAGUGAUUGUUGAAGGUGGCGAAGAAGUUGCUGUCCCUACUGAGGCUGAGGAAGAUUUCUUUUCUUCCUGGGAUAAGCCUUCCAUCAAACGUCCAACACCCCCACCGUCUAGAACUGCUACCCCACCGGUGGUUGGUAGGACUGGAACUCCUUCAAAUGGCAGUGGCAUUGCACGAGCCAAGUCCCCCCUCGCUUCCCCUGAGACUGCGCCGGCCGUUUCUCGUACCACGACCUCCUCUGCCCUGCGAACGAAGGCCGGUGCAACAUCUGCAAGUGGACCACGAAGGACAGGCGUAUUAGGAGCCAAGAAAGGGCAAAAGCUUGGGGCUAAGAAGGCCACUGGUGGGGAUGUAAUUGAUUUCGAUGAGGCCGAGAAGAAGGCGAAGGAAGAGGCGGAACGAAUUGCGAGGUUAGGUUAUGAUCCUGAAGCAGAGCAGCAAACCAAGAAAGAAACAAAGGCAAGUGUCUUGAGCCCUACGCCAGUCACCCCAUCAUCGCCUACGCAUGCUAGACAGAGCAGUGAUGUGGAGCGAUUGGGGUUGUCGAUGAAUAAGCUAGGGUUUGGACAAGUUGCAGGCGCAGCGGCUGCGAGUGCCCCUGCAAAGAAAACGGGUGGAUUCGGCUCUGUUGGAUUAAGCUCCAAGGUUGAGGAAGAUGACCAGAAGUACGCACGGGAAAAGUUUGGAACCCAAAAGGCUAUAUCUUCUGACGAAUUCUUUGGCCGUAAUACCUACGAUCCCCAGGCUGUUAGUGAAGCUCGUACCCGUCUUCAAGGGUUUGAAGGAGCAACUGCCAUCUCUAGUAAUCAAUACUUUGGUAGAGAUGAUGAAGAACACGAUGCCGAUGCUGCAGGAUAUAGCGAGCUCGAACUCACUGCAAGAGAUUUUGCCAGAAGGUUCACUGGAACCGCCGGAGAGGAUCUGGAGAACGCUGCGCAAGUUUUGGGUCAAGCAGCUGCAAAGGCCUCUGAAAUUGUUGGACGAUAUAUGCGAUAAAUGUUGAAUAGUGUUGGUGAAUAUUUGGUUUGACUAGACGCUUAGUGAAGCGGGGGUCGAGGCAUCGUAAAUGGUUGGGUUGUGAUGGGAGGAUUCAAUCUUUCUACAGUCUAAGCUACGCAGUGUUUCGGGUGAUAAUUGAUGUUUCCAUGGGUCACUUUUCAUGUCGCCACACUACCCGGGGCGUUAACUUUUUCCAUUACCUUUUCUUAUGUUGCGGGGCGGUAGACGGUUGGUGUGGGUUGUGAUGGGUUGCGAGAAAUAAAAAUUGUAUUUCAUUUCGGUCGAUUCCCUUUUGAUGAAACCCCUUCCUGUGUUAGGAGGGAUGAGAUGGUGAGAAUUGGGAGUACUGAUAUGGGAUUAUGCUUAUGCUCAUAUUGAUGAGUGGUGAUGUGUCGAUUGCUUGUUAAGUUAUUCUUGGGACUAUGAUAGCUGUCUAUAGACACCAGAUUUUCUUGCA
Molecule: messenger RNA, 2043 nt
Organism: Tuber melanosporum (Perigord truffle)
Lineage: Eukaryota; Fungi; Ascomycota; Pezizomycetes; Pezizales; Tuberaceae
Exons: 5
Coding region: 189-1583 (464 amino acids)
Biological process (GO): COPI coating of Golgi vesicle
Molecular function (GO): GTPase activator activity
Source: RefSeq, a predicted model, not a curated record